Molecule: messenger RNA, 804 nt
Organism: Brassica napus (rape)
Lineage: Eukaryota; Viridiplantae; Streptophyta; Magnoliopsida; Brassicales; Brassicaceae
Exons: 5
Coding region: 160-558 (132 amino acids)
Source: RefSeq, a predicted model, not a curated record
GUUCAAAUGGUUAAUUCGUCGCUCGCUGCUUCCCAUUUUCUACACUCGCGCUCACACUAAACCUCCUUCAUCUUCUUCUCUCAAGCUCCUCCCGAGCGAGCGAGCGAUUCUUCGCUCUUCUUCAUCGCGUUUGCUAAAUCGUUUAGGUGAUCACUGAAAAUGGAGGAGGAAGGAGGAGACGGAGGGUCUCGUAAACGCGUGAAACCAUCUGAUGAAGAGGAGAAAGAAGGAGAGACGAGAGAUGGAAUGAGCCUUGAUGAGAAUGAGACGACGAAACUUGUUGCUUCUGAUGAGAUGGAACUUCGCAUUUCUCAAAUUCUCGACAAGAUUGAGAGCUUCACUCAGACUGUUUCUAAUCUGCUGGAUUCAGGAAAGACGAUGUUCAAGGAACUGAGUAACGAAUUUGAAGAACGUUUGAUCAUGAUACACAAGGAACAUGUUGAGAAGUGGCAGGAGGAGAUCAAGGAGUUGCGUUUGCUUGAUGCAUCAAACGAGGACACUACUUCCCUCUUGCACAACGCUCGCUUUCUGAUUCAGAAUCCUAACAUUGAGGCUUGAGGUAAUAAUCUAAAACCCAUAUAGGACGUACUUAUCAGCCAUUACUAAGAACAGAUUAUCUUCUGCCGAGUGGUUUAAGAUCUGAUUAUAUAUAUUACCUUAGACCAACAAUAUAUGUUUGGUUGGGAAAUUUAGACUUGCACAGUUUAAAAACUUAUAUGAUGUCUUGAAGGGAACAUAGAACACUCUUAUCAUGAACCUUCUCGGAUUAAUUACUCCGCGACCAACCCAUUCAAUUUUUUUUUA